GAGAAAGAGCUCACAAUCUGUUAUUUCUAAUUGCAAGAAAUAAAAUGAAAUGAAAAGUAAAGAAAAAAGCAGAGUGUAGUGGUUGUUAGAGCCAUGUGCAAAGCAAGAGUGACUUGGAUGUGAGCGGGCGUUCUAUGCCCGAGGUUUGUAACCACUCAGAGAGCAUUGAGCAAGUCCAUGAUGAAGUGGCUUGGAAGGACCUGAGUUGUGGAGUCAGACAGUCCUAGUGCUGAAUCUCGGCUUCACCACCAACCUUGGGCUGAUCCCUGACCUCAUUGAGCCUCAGUUUCCUUAUCUGUAAAAUGGGAGGCAAUGAUAAGCAGCUCCUUUGCAGGACUGCCACAAGUCCUGGAGGUCCCAGCACUGUGGGGGGCUCAGGGAGGCUCCAUCCCAAGUCUGACAGGCACUCCUCUCUGACCCCAGACACGGCUGUGAUCAGUCCCCAGGACCCCACGCUCCUCAUCGGCUCCUCCCUGCAGGCCACGUGCUCAGUGCACGGGGACCCGCCGGUGGCCACCGCCGAGGGCCUCUACUGGACUCUCAACGGGCGCCGUCUGCCCCCCGAGCUCUCCCGAGUGCUCAACGCCUCCACCCUGGCCCUCGCCCUGGCCAACCUCAACGGAUCCAGGCAGCAGUCGGGGGACAACCUCGUGUGCCACGCCCGUGACGGCAGCAUCCUGGCCGGCUCCUGCCUCUAUGUUGGCUUGCCCCCAGAGAAACCCUUCAACAUCAGCUGCUGGUCCAAGAACAUGAAGGACCUGACGUGCCGCUGGACGCCAGGGGCGCAUGGGGAAACCUUCCUCCACACCAACUACUCCCUCAAGUACAAGCUGAGGUGGUACGGGCAGGACAACACGUGUGAGGAGUACCACACAGUGGGACCUCACUCCUGCCACAUUCCCAAGGACCUGGCUCUCUUUACGCCAUACGAGAUCUGGGUGGAGGCCACCAACCGGCUGGGCUCGGCCCGCUCCGAUGUGCUCACACUGGACAUCCUGGAUGUGGUGACCACCGACCCCCCACCCGACGUGCACGUGAGCCGCGUCGGGGGCCUGGAGGACCAGCUGAGCGUGCGCUGGGUGUCGCCGCCCGCCCUCAAGGACUUCCUCUUCCAAGCCAAGUACCAGAUCCGCUACCGGGUGGAGGACAGCGUGGAUUGGAAGGUGGUGGACGACGUGAGCAACCAGACCUCCUGCCGCCUGGCCGGCCUGAAGCCUGGCACGGUCUACUUCGUGCAAGUGCGCUGUAACCCCUUCGGCAUCUACGGCUCCAAGAAGGCCGGGAUCUGGAGCGAGUGGAGCCACCCCACGGCCGCCUCCACCCCCCGCAGUGAGCGCCCGGGCCCGGGCGGCGGGGCGUGCGAGCCGCGGGGCAGCGAGCCGAGCUCGGGGCCAGUGCGGCGCGAGCUCAAGCAGUUCCUGGGCUGGCUCAAGAAGCACUCGUACUGCUCGAACCUCAGCUUCCGCCUCUACGACCAGUGGCGAGCCUGGAUGCAGAAAUCGCACAAGACUCGCAACCAGCACAGGACGAGGGGAUCCUGCCCUCGGGCAGACGGGGCGCGGCGAGAGGUCCUGCCAGAUAAGCUCUAGGGGCUGGGGCUGCCCUCCCUGCCUCAUGGAGACUGGGGGUCACCUCUGCACCCUCACCUCAGGGCACCCGAGCACCUUUGGCAGCAGCUGGAGUGGGUGCUCUGAGCUCCGAGGGCCAUGACAGUUCUGGCCUCCAUGUGAGGCCACCCUUGGGUGCACCCCAGUGAUGGUGGGCUUAGCUGCCCAGAACCCCUGCCAGGGCUGGGGGUGAAGGGGAGUCAUUACUCCGCCCACCCAGGACCCCUCCAAAGAGUUUUUUUUGAAUAAACGAGCUAUUUAGGUGCC
Diceros bicornis minor is the source of this 1874-nucleotide messenger RNA. RefSeq names its product cytokine receptor like factor 1 (gene CRLF1). Gene Ontology annotation, biological process: cytokine-mediated signaling pathway. Gene Ontology annotation, molecular function: cytokine receptor activity; protein binding. The transcript has 8 exons. Lineage: Eukaryota; Metazoa; Chordata; Mammalia; Perissodactyla; Rhinocerotidae. Bases 303 to 1589 code for a protein of 428 amino acids. Gene Ontology annotation, cellular component: external side of plasma membrane. The record is from RefSeq and is a predicted model, not a curated record.